Molecule: messenger RNA, 1476 nt
Organism: Trichosporon asahii var. asahii CBS 2479
Lineage: Eukaryota; Fungi; Basidiomycota; Tremellomycetes; Trichosporonales; Trichosporonaceae
Exons: 1
Coding region: 1-1476 (491 amino acids)
Source: RefSeq, a predicted model, not a curated record
AUGGGCAGCGCGUCCGUCCCAGUACGUCCCCUGCUUCGUCCCGAGCUGACUCCAGUGACGUACCAUGAGCGGUACAGCCUGAUGCGCCAGAACACGGGCUUCCGGCACGUCAUCCUCUGGGUCGUAACGUACCCUUCCGCCUCACUGCCUCCGAGGGCGGAGCUCGAGGCGCGCGUUGAAGCGCUGCAAAGCGCCCAGCCGAUCCUGCACGCCCGCCUGUCUGGGACAGAUACGAACAAGCCCGGUUAUGUUGAGGGCGCGCCUUGGCCCAGGUCCGCGAUUGUGCGUCAAUUCGAAGGCGCCUAUUCUGGCGGAGAACCCGAGGAGUCGCUCCAAGUCUAUCGCGCCGAGAUGGAGCGCUUCUCGUCUGAGCCACUGGACGGACCGAUGUGGUGCGUCGGUUUGUACUCGAAGCCGGGCGCUGAGCGGUCUUAUCUCACGUUGGCAUUCAACCAUCUCGUGAUCGACGGGCGCGGCUCGAGCCUGCUCCUAACCUCUCUGCAGGAUGGCAGUGACAUUCCCGAGGAGACGCUCUUCUCUCCAACGAGAGCAGACGAUACAAUCCCCAUGACGCCGACGCUGCGUUUCCUCGCGCCGAUCGUGUUUCGCGAGCUGCUGUUGCCCAAGUUCCCGCUCUGGGUGCAGGCACCGUUCACGAAGGACGAUCCGUGGCCCGGCCAUGCGGUGGAAAAGGCACCCUUCGACGUGCCUCAGGAUAUCCGCCUAUUGUCCCUUACACCCGAGGAGGUGAAGGAUCUCAAAGUGCACAGCAAGGCGAACGGGGUCAAGACGCUCCACCCCCUCCUCAAGGCCGCGUAUAUGAUCGCGAUCUGGUACGUCCACGCUGGACGGGGAACGACCAAGGUCGCUGCCAAGGUCGAGGGACGGCCUCCACUGCGUCUUGGUGCCGCUACGGCGCGCGACGAGCGAGAUGUAAAGCUAGGGCACAGCGCACUCGCGCACAACUACGUAACGUCGACCGAGGUACACCACGUCCUCAGCGGAGAGCAGCAGUGGUGGCCCUUCGCAGCCCAGCUGUCCGGGGAGCUCUCCUCUGACCAGGGACUGCAAGACGGGCGCAUGACGAUAAGUCUCCUCGGCCACGUCCAGGACCCGGACAUCCCGGCUUCGAAACGCGACCCCGCCCUGCCCACAGGAUGGGAACAGUACUUCCACGCCCGCGCCGCUUCACCGACACCGUACCGCGAGUCUCUCACUGUCAGCAACCUCGGCCUCGUCAAGCUUCCCCCGGGCGCGAGCGACAUGAUCUGGGGCCAGACCGCGAGCCCCUACGGUGCGCCGUACUAUGCUAACAUUGUCGGACACGAGGGCGGCAUCAGGAUCACGUCGACGUAUCGCGAGGGAAGCGUUACGGACACGGCGCACAUGGAGGAGGUGCAUGAGGUCAUGCGCAGGAUCCUGAACCGAGUCGCGAAGGGAGAAGCGAAGAUGACGCUCGAGGAGAUCGCUGCCUAG